AGAACGAGCCAGAAAAAAAGUAGUCGGCGCUUCAGUCAAAACUCAAAAUAAAUUUUAAAAGAUGAGUUCUCCAUCGAAAAGAAAUGGCUACAGCUUCGAAUCGAGAGAUACAGUAUCAUGUGUAGAGUUUUCAGCUUUUGAGCACUCCUCUUCACUUAUUGCAUUCGGGGGAGAUCUGCGAGUUAGCAUUGGAACAUGCAGAUUUCAGGAGCAAGACAACUCACUAAGUGGGUGUGAAUACCAGCAUAUACGGGACUUCCACCAUCGCACAAGGGUGAUGAGUAUAGCUUGGAGUCCGCAAGCAUCGCUGGAUGUCCUCCCAAGAUGCAUCAGAUUCUGCACAGCUGGUGUAGACCAUAAGAUCAGGAUAUUCACAUCGGACCUUAAAGAUCAGGACACUGUUCAGGUCAUUAAGGGUCACCAGGACUUCAUCAACUCCCUGACCUUUGAACCUGUCAAAGGAGAAGUGAUAGCGAGCGUGAGUGACGAUCACACAUGUAGGCUCUGGGGUCUCGAUGGUCGACAGAAGGCGAUGUUUCCUCUCAAGUCGGCUGGCAUGUCUGUCUGCUGGAAUCAGAGUGAUCCUAAUAAGCUAAUGGUUGCAGAGAAGGGUGGAACUCUGCGUUUCUAUGACCUAGUCAGUGAGCAACCGUUCAUGUCGCUAGAGACCGGUAGACCAGGUCUUAUGUGUGCAGACUGGAGCCUCUGUGAUCCUACCAGGGUUGGGGCUAUCGUCAGUGGGGAAUGGAUGGUGUGGGACAUCACCAGAUCAAGUCAAGCACAGGAUUCUGAGCUAGCUCAUGGUGAAUGGGGCAAGGAGUUUAGAUGGUGCAGAUCAAGUGAGAACCUGUUUGCUACUACAGGGCGUCCCAACAAUGAAGCCAAGGUCUAUCACCUAGGACACCAUCAGGUCCCAGUCACUGAGAGUCUACCAGUCCUAGGCGGUCUAUCAUGGCAUGCUUUCUUACCCAUCUGUGCUGUCGGGGGCGACCGGAGGAUCCACUUGUUUCCAGCCGAACCUUGAUCUUCUAGUAGACCUCCAAAGCAUGCGUCAAGGACAAAGAAAUAUCUGUCAAGGCUGAAGUAUAUCAGCUUCUCCCCUUUGAAUUUGGCAACAUUGAUGUUUUAUAUUCAUUUAUGUAAUUCAAAUUAAAUACAAAGUAUCUAUAAAACUGAAGCUAAACAAAUACAUAUUGUCUGCCAAGAGCCAAAAAGUCUGUCUCUCAAUAAUGCAGUUGUAGAAAAUACAACGUUUCAGUGUUGCCAAUUUAAAGAUUACAAAUUCUUCCCUACGAAUAAUAGACACCUUUCUGGUCUGAAAACCAAUAUGGAGUUCACAUGCCCAAUCAGACCUAAAAUACCCACAGAUCGUAAGGCCCCACUUUAUUUAUUUUAAAACAAUCAUUUCCAAAGUAAUGGAGAAUGUCUCAUGAUCAACAUUUAUUUUUCAUUACAAGUUUAUUAUAGACAGCAUACCUUUAGUUUGACUAACUCUUCUAUCAAAAUUUAGGGGAAUAGUAGAUUUUCUAUUGUACAGAAUCAUGAUUAUUCUUGUUUUAAAUGAAAAUAUGAAUUGUUUAUGAUUGCUUAAGCACGUAAUAUGUGUACAUGGACUUUGAGUAUCCCUGUUUAGAAGAAAUCUAACAAUUUUUGUAUAGCACCACAAGGAGUCACAUGAAACAUUAAAAAUCAGUUCUUAAAACCAGAAACUUUGCAUGCAUCACACGUUUGCAAAGAUUGCGAGUGCUUCAGAAUCACCAAAGUGUAAUGCCAGGAAACAAAUGAAAAAUGAUGAGAGAAAUUUGAAGUGUUUACACCAAACUUUCAUGCCCACAUGUUUGUGUAGUCCAAUUUGUGUGCAUGCAACUUUCAUUCAAUACCCCAAUUGUUGUGUGCUAUAAAAUCAACCUUUCCAAAUUCCUUCCCGUUUCUUUCACAAUGGAUUCACAUGACCAGAAUUCAACUUUAUCUUAGAAUUGUGUUCCACAUGGUCUUAGAAUACUACGUUUGAAAGUCGUGGAUGAAUGCUUUUAACACUCCUUUCUUUUGUUUUAAACAAAAAAUGAUAUUCCAAUGCCUAAAUGAAAGGGCUUGUAAUGUAUCUUUGAAGAAGCCUUUUGGAAGAUGUUUGUUUUGUAUCCAUAAUCCCGCAUCGGAAUAAGUUUUCUGUAUCAUUGAAAAGUCUGUGAGGCUUGUGAAUAAUGUAUUAAAUGCUGUAUUAUAUCUUGUAA
This is a messenger RNA of Strongylocentrotus purpuratus (purple sea urchin), 2231 nucleotides long. RefSeq names its product nucleoporin Nup37 (gene nup37). The transcript is spliced from 7 exons. Bases 62 to 1024 code for a protein of 320 amino acids. Gene Ontology annotation, molecular function: protein binding. Lineage: Eukaryota; Metazoa; Echinodermata; Echinoidea; Camarodonta; Strongylocentrotidae. Gene Ontology annotation, cellular component: nuclear pore outer ring. The record is from RefSeq and is a predicted model, not a curated record.